This is a messenger RNA of Histoplasma mississippiense, 180 nucleotides long. RefSeq lists its product with no specific name. Lineage: Eukaryota; Fungi; Ascomycota; Eurotiomycetes; Onygenales; Ajellomycetaceae. The coding region runs from base 1 to 180 and encodes 59 amino acids. The transcript has a single exon. The record is from RefSeq and is a predicted model, not a curated record.
AUGCGAGAUGACGAUGACCAGCAGUACCAGCUUCUCAGUCCAUCUGCAUUAACCUAUGAAGUGUCUUGGGCAUUUUUCGGUUAUGAUCCGUGGUGGGUCGAUAAGAUUCUCAUGUGGCUGAUUAUUUAUCAUUUCCGUGUUUUGAUCCAAGAAACGGGGCCAAACAUGGGACAGCCGUGA